Molecule: messenger RNA, 3237 nt
Organism: Acanthocheilonema viteae
Lineage: Eukaryota; Metazoa; Nematoda; Chromadorea; Rhabditida; Onchocercidae
Source: the annotation of a GenBank genome assembly
AUGUACUACUGUAUGGUACUUCCAGGUGGUACCUCACGUCAUUCCAUGAGCACCAGCGUGGGUGAUGGUACCUCUCAUCACUCAUUAGCAGCUAAUCGUCAUUUGCAAUGGAAGAAUCAAAAAGUAUUCAUUGAUCGGGUAUAUCAGAUAUCCAACAAUUGUCAUCCUGGUAUCGGAUUGGAUCAGGCAGCUGCUGAACACAUUCAAGAAAUACUGAUAUGUUUAUUUUUCGAAUUAUUAGAGUGUCAUCCACAGACAAUCGAGGAUAUGGAGCGAAGUAUGCGUACCACUUUGCCGGCAAGCAUGUUCCAUUGGGUUAUUCAGUUUCAAAAUACCCCUGAAGCAUUACAUAGAAUCCCACGAAAGAAACUUCAUGAUAAACGGAACGCAAACUCAAAGAGCUUAAUGUCACUUUUGCACUCGUUGCAACCAAAAUUAAAGGAAUUGUUGGGUUAUAAAUUAGAUGAGGAAGUGAUGCUAUAUUUGCUUUCCGUUAUCGAAUAUAUUGCUGCAGAUAUACUGAAGUGGACUGGAAAUUAUGUUAAAAAUAUAAGGAAAUGUGACCCGACUAUUGGUUUGCAGAAUUUGAAAAUUGCCCUCAGUGCUGAUACAAGCUUGAUGGAACUUACAGAAAUGUUGUAUAAUGAAGAGGAGACAUCGACAUCUGGAAUAUUAAAUGAUAAUGUUGAGGAUAUCGUGCAAGAAAUGUCAUAUGAAGAGGCAUCGCGCGAUUUCAAUCGUGAGGAAGCUCAAUAUCUUCGUGACCUCAACCUCAUCAUUCAUGUCUUCCGGCGUCGUUUUGAGACUGUCUUCGAGAAUUCUGAUGAGCACUAUCUUGAUCAAAUGUUCGGUAACAUUUUGGAAUUGCACGAAUUAACAAUGAAGGUCCAGCGAAUGCUGGAAGAUGCAAUUGAAAUGUCGGAUACUCCGUGUGUGGGAGCUGGCUUGUGGGAACUUGCGGAAGCUCAUGAAUUUGAUGUUUAUAUUGCUUACAUGGAUUUAUUCAAGGAAUCAUUGUCAACUGUAAUAGAAAAAGUGCUAAACGAUGCUAAAUACGAUCAAUUCUUUAUGCUGGAGGACCGAGCGCAUAGUAUAACUCCUGGGGGUGAAACAUUUCGACUUGCUGUUAAAUAUGUUCUUCCUUCUCUUCUUGAAAUUCCUGUUGUUCAUUUCUUUCGUUACGUUGAACUUAUAAAUAUUUUAUGUCAUUUGGCACGACCAGUUGAUGAAAUCGAGGAUUUAAAAAGCACGAAAAGUUACUUUAGCGGUCUUGCCAUGAAAAUAGAAUCAUUAUGUCCUUCAUUUCUGAUUAAUCAUCUUAAAGCGGAACAAAGCGUUCGAGCUUUGCCGGAAUCAAAUUGCUCACGUCAGAGACGAAGGAUUCAAGAGAUUCAGCGAAGUAUUGAAUUAUGGGAAGGCAAAGAAAUUGGUUACAAAUGUGCUGAAGUUAUUAAAGAAGGUGAUUUGUUAUUAUUACGAUCUGGACCAUUGUCUCCUGCUGACACGUUGAAAAAAAACAGAGGAAUAACUGUGCGUCAUACAUUCCUCUUCGACCAUCUUCUGGUGCUUUGUAAAACAUUACGCUCUUCAAGACCCGAAAAACCACUUUAUAAAUUCAAGGAUAAAGUGCUUAUACGUAAAACAGAUAUAUUCGAUCUGAAGGAUACUGAAGAACUUCAAAAUGCUUUUAAAAUUGUGUCGCGAUCAAUAACUCAUGACCGGGGCGACAAUACUUCUUGGAUACUGUUUUGUCGAACGCCGGAAGAGAAAACUAGUUGGAUGUGUGAUCUAGUCAAAAUUCAGGCGAAAAGUUCGUUAGAUCGAAUGUUGGACGCAUCGUUAAAAGAAGAAGAAAAACGAGUCCCACUAAUUUUGCCGACUUCUGACCAAUAUAGGUUCGCUGAUCAGGACUGCGAUGAAAAUAUAGUGUUUGAAGAUUAUACAUCGAGCAGUGGUAUACCAGUUGUUAAACAUGGGACUGUUCUAAAGCUUGUCGAACGCUUAACUUAUCAUUUGCAAUUGCUUAUCGAACGAUUUCAAGUACCUACUCCGCUACAGCUUCAAGCAGCUGAAGCAAAUAACGUAUCUAACUUGGAAUCACGAGGGCUUUUAAACGGUCCUUAUGCUACACUGCAUUCGCAGGGUCUAAGGACCCUAGUUUCUCCGACAUUGCUAAAUAGAAUUGAACGAAGUUAUCAACGAUUUCGCAAAGAAUAUCAGCAACCAAUACAAUGCAGAGUGCUAAGUGUGAUUCGACAAUGGGUGAAUAAUCAUUGGUAUGAUUUCGAGCAUAAUCCGGUUCUAUUACAAGACCUAUGUUUGUUUUUGGAAGAAACUGAUUCUCAUGGAAAAGUUAUCAAUCAAUACAAGAAGUGGUGUAAAAGCAUUAAGCGAGCUGACACGAUACCAUCGAUGACACAUAAUGGUUUAGAAAGCGAGACAUCUCUAUCAACAACCACCUCAUAUGGUCCACAGAAACCGAAAAUUUUAUGGCAUACUGCCGAGAAAGGAGCCAUUGAAACGUACGAUCUCUUAUCACUCCAUCCAAUUGAAAUCGGUCGGCAGAUAACUUUGUUGCAGUUUGACUUAUAUAAAGCUAUUAAACCCAUUGAAUUGGUUGGUUCAGCAUGGACAAAAAGAGACAAGGAUCUUAGAAGUCCACAGCUGCUGAAGCUCAUCGAUCAUAGCACUAUGUUAACUUAUUGGGUUGCUCGCUCUAUUGUGGAAACUGUUUCACUAGAUGAGCGGGUGUAUAUGUUCUCACGAGUAUUGGAAAUAAUGUCUGUUUUCGAAGAACUCAACAAUUUCACUGGACUUGUUGCUUUGUAUUCUGCUCUAAAUAGUAGUUCCGUAUAUCGACUUAAGGCAUGUUGGGAGAGAAUUGAUCGCGAAAAGCAAGUAUGGUAUGAAAAAUUCAAAAAACUUUGCAAUCCGCACUGGAAGGAAAUGAUUGAACGAUUAAAAAGUAUCAAUCCGCCUUGCGUUCCUUUUUUCGGUCAUUAUCUUUCCAAAAUCUUUUUUUACGAGGAAGGAAACAGCACAUUUGUACAGAGCGAAGAUCUUACUCAUGAACAGAUUAGUGCCGAAGGCAAUACAUCAGUUGUGGGUGCAACAGGCCGUAAAGUAAUGGUGUCAUUUGUGAAAUGUCGUCGGAUAGCAUCAAUUAUUAGCGAUAUCCAAAUGUAUCAAAAUGAACCGUAUGCUUUGGAAGUAGAGCCAGGCGUGAGGAUAGUUUAA